Salarias fasciatus (jewelled blenny) is the source of this 4564-nucleotide messenger RNA. RefSeq names its product anoctamin 10b (gene ano10b). Gene Ontology annotation, cellular component: plasma membrane. Gene Ontology annotation, biological process: chloride transmembrane transport. The record is from RefSeq and is a predicted model, not a curated record. Gene Ontology annotation, molecular function: chloride channel activity. NCBI's taxonomy places the organism in Eukaryota, Metazoa, Chordata, Actinopteri, Blenniiformes, Blenniidae. Bases 196 to 2277 code for a protein of 693 amino acids. The transcript is spliced from 16 exons.
CUAAACAGCCCUCCACGCCCUGCAGUCUCGCUCUCUCUCUGGGAAGUUUCACUGCAUUCCUACCACACACACACAAACACAUGUAUGCAUAGAGAUCUGGGAGGAACCCCACACUGAGGCUGGGAGUUUGGAGGGGGCCUGCAGUCGGACGGGACACCCAAGGUUCAUCAUCAACGCCCUGCCAGUCCCUCCACGAUGAAGGCCGGCGAGGAUGAGGGAGGGCCUGUGUGCUGGAAGGGGUCGGAGGUCAAACCUGCAGGGGGAUCUCUGCUGAGCAGACUGAGCGCCACGGUCUCGGCCCCCGGCUGGAGCAAAGUCAGCUGCCCCUGCUGCAUGUCCGAGCGGGUGGAGCCCCUGGUGAUGGUGCAGCUGAGGGCCGAUGUCGGCCCCGAGACCAAGCGGUGGCUCCUCAGGCUGAUCGGAGCCUCUCAGAAAGACGGAGGCGCUGGGUUACUGGCUCAUCCGGGCGAAGACGCCACUGGAGACAUCAUCGUGGUCUCGGCCCCUCGCUGCACGUUACUCCGAGCGACUGAGGAGCUGGGGCUUUGCAAAACCUACCAGAAUGGAGAGAUGGAGGCUUUUUCUUACAAUGACAGGGACAACUUUAAAGAUUCAGAGAACAUGGAGGAGUUCCUGACGCUGGCGGAGCGGCAGUACAUGGUGAAGUACGAGCUGGACGGCCUGCGAGCGCAGAGGGACCUGAGGAUACCCGGCCUGCCCGACAGCUGCACGCUGCACAAACGGGACAAUAUCUGGCAGAAGCUCGGGUCGGUUGGUGUGAUCGUGGACACGUUUCCUCUCCACAACACCGGUCAGCUGACGGAUCUCAGUAAAGCCUGGUACUCAGGGAACCAGCUGGCUCAGCCGCUUGAUUCAGUCAACAGGUAUUUCGGGAGCUCAGUGGCUUUCUACUUCAGCUUCCUUGAUUUCUACACCUGGUCGCUGCUCCCUCCUGCUCUGCUGGGCCUUCUGAUCACGUACUUUUCAGCUUCGGUGCAGAAGGAGGUGGUGGAGUCGGUCUCGGGCUCGCAGGGCUCUGGCGAUCAGGACGACUCCGGACCGGGGGUCAGCGGCCACAUGCUGCAGGCCGUCUUCAGCAUGCUCUGGUCCACCGUGUUCAUGGAGCUGUGGAAGCGCCGGAGCGCCUCCCUCUCGUAUCGCUGGGGGACGCUUCAUCUGGCCGAGCGCUUCGCCGAGCCACGACCGGGUUUCCACGGCGACCUGGGUGUCAACCCGGUGACGGGCCGCGUGGAGCCGCUGUUCCCCGAAUGGCAGCGGGACCUGCGAAUGGCCGUGGUGUCGGUGCCGGUGGUGGGGCUGUUCCUAGGACUGGUGGUGUUUGGGAUGACGGGGUUCUACUGGGGGGAGGCCUUGGCGCAGCAGCUCACUGAAGACUGGGGCUCCCUGCUGUCUCAGACUUUGCUCUUCCUGCCGUCAAUCCUUCACAUCGUCUACACCAACAUGCUGGCAACUGCUUACAGGAAAGUGGCCCAAUUUCUGACCGAAUUUGAGAACCACAGAGAGGAGUCAGCCUUCCAAAACCACCUGACGGCCAAAGUCUUGGUGUUCACGUUCUUCAACUACUUCGCAGUACUCUUCCACAUCGCUUUCUUCAAGCAGGACGUCCCGCUGCUUCGCAAGCGACUGUCGUCUUUGCUGAUCAUUACUCAGCUGAUAAACCAGGUGACGGAGGUGGUCAUACCUUUCCUGGUGGACAGAUUCAUCAGUGCGCCCCACAGGACGGAGAGAGAAGACGACCCACAGGAGGACAAGUUCAGGAACCAGGGCAAGCUGCCUCCUUUUCCUGGUCUCUUUGGAGAAUACAUCGAGCUCCUGGUGCAGUUUGGCUACUUGAGCCUUUUCUCCUGCGUCUUCCCCCUGACGGCCGUGCUGCUGCUCCUCAACAACCUGACCGAGAUCCGAUCGGACGCCUACAAGAUCUGCAAACUCUUCCGCAAGCCCUUCUGUCCCCCCGUUGCGAACAUGGGCGUGUGGCAGAUCGCCUUCGAGGUCCUGAGUUUCGUCUCCGUCGUGUCGAACUGCUGGCUGCUGCUGCUGUCGCCACAGCUCCAGAGGAUGGGUGAGGAGGGCGGGAUGAGCGGCACAAACCUGCUGCUGGCGGCUGUCCUUGUGGAGCAUGUGCUGAUUUUCAUCAAGAUCAUCAUGUCCGUGCUGAUCCCUGAUGAACCGGACUGGAUCAGGAAAAAGAGGGAGCACAUCGAGUACUCGUCCAUGCAGGCCCUGAGACAGCAGAAGCUGCACACAGAAGAAUCCUAAUUCCAAGGCGUUGAGGCGCUAGCUUUGUGUCAUCGUGCAAACCCGAGAGGAGAAAAAGUCCCGUGCUGCUCACCACUCUGCUUCUGGGAACCUUUAAAGUAUUCUUGCUACUGUUCUCACUAUUUAACUCAAUGCUUCUGCAGUGCAACCACAUGUUACACCAACACUGCAGCAGCAGUUAACAAGUGUUGAUGCUUUCAGGGAAUGUAGGAAGCCCUUUUUAAACAGUAUUUGAUGAUCAAGGAAGAUUUCCUGCAGUGUACAAUCAGUAUGCAGUCAGGGAUGAAGACAACCUUGGAAUGUAUGUGAGUGAGGAGGCCAAAGAAUACCUUGAUUUAUGGUGUGUUUCUGCUGGUGUGUGCUGCCACCUGGUGUUAAACUACAGCGAUUAUUCAGGAUCGAUUACAGGAAAAAAACAGCUUUAAAAGGUGUUUUAUGUGAUUACCAUGUGAUUAGAUUAUAAGCAAAACGAGUCAUGAUGUGACCGACAAGACUUUAUUGCGAUGUGCUCUUAAUUACUAUCAAAAUGACCACGUUUCCCAGCUGUCCUCAGACCGUUCUGUCUCGCAGUACCAGUUUGGACCACAAGGUGGAGUGUUGAGUCACUCAGAGGCGUAGCAGUGGGACCAGUUAACUAAAGCUUUUACACUGUGAUGUUGUUUCCUGAUAAACAACUAAAACCCCAAAAAGAGCUGAAACUCAAUGAAGUGACUCAACAGCGCCACCCACUUUACAACUGAGGCAUUAUUCAAACUUCACAUUGUGACCCUUUAAAACCAUUUGUGACGCAGGUAAAGUUAAAUGCAUUUUCGAUAUAUUGUAGACUAAAAAUUAUGAUUUGCAUCGUACUUUUCACCAAGAUCACAGUCAGAACACAAAAAAAUAAUCUAAAGUCAAAUCUUCUGAAGACAGGCCUAAAUUUUAAAAGAAAUAUUACAGUUAGAAUUGAAAAAAAAAAAAAAAAAAACUUUUAAAAUAACCUGAAGCACUUUAACAUGUUAGGAGCUUGAACUCCAUUAUACUUUAAAUUUAAUGACCUAUUAGAUAAUUCAAGGAAUUUAACAGGCAGAUCUUUUUUUUUAGACCAAUUAUAUCUGGCCAUAAAAAACAAAUUAAAAACAGAAUGUGUAUAUAUUGAUAUGGUGCCAGCUGAGCCCAGUGUUGAGUCCGUAUUGAUUCAAUAAGUAUCAAACAAAUAUAGUUAUAUACUUUACUGUAUACCAAACUGUUAAAUGCUGAAAUCGCCUGGUUUCCAAGAGAAAGAAUAAGAGAGAUGUUGGAUAUAAUCUACACACAAAAAGUAGGGAAAUUAAUCCAGUUUUCUCAUUGUUUUAGGAUUUUUAUCUUAUACCAGUGGAAACAUGUAUAUGAAGAUAACAUUAAGCUGAUGUGGUAAAAGACACAAGCUUUUUUAAAUCAUAGGAAUAAACAGACAAACAAACAAACUCACUGAAGUGAAUUGGGGCCAAAAAACUGAACACAAACUAACUUUUAUCGAAUAAUAGAAAGUACAUAACAAAUACUAACGUCUUCACAUGAAAACGGAUGAGAAACUGCAUGGAAGCAUUGAUGUUUUGGUAAAAUCCUGCACAUUUAAAGAGAAACAGAGUUUCAAAUGAUAUCACAUUUAUCCCCAAGGAAAAAAUAAUCAAAACACAAGUGUCCUAGUUUUUUCUGUUCGUUUGGUGAGACUGUUUGUCCUGAUAUGAACACGUGGAAGGUGUAUUUUGUGUCAGAUGUCAGUUUGUGUUGGAAACAUUUAGAAAGGAUUGAGUCUAAGGGAAGACGGGGGAUCAGAUUCUUCAGGUGUGGAGCUGGUUUUUUUUAAUCUCCUGACAAGAGAAACCAAAGAAUGUCCUUAAUGGUUUCAAUUGUGCCUUUUUUUAAUUAUUGUGUGUGAGUUUGAAUUGACCCUCCAAUGCUGAGUUUACCAUUUCUCCCUCCGCCUGUGAUGUAUUUAUUUCUUACAUAAGUUAUUUUUCUUAGAAGUAGGGAGAUUCUCCAGCCACCAGGGGGCGUCACACACUUUGACAUCUGUCUGCACUCCAGCUGUUUCAUGUUCUCUGCUGGAUGCAGGGCAGCUGAUUCAGCAGCAAAGGUACAGAUUGAUGUGGAAGCGUCAUUCACUGACCUAUGACCUCUGAGUGCGUGUGUGUGUGUGUUUGUGUACGUGUGUGGAAAUGUGUGUUUUGUGUUUGUUUGAGAAGUGGUAAUGAAGAUGCUUCUGUUGACAAUCAGGUGCUUGGAUCAGGAUUUGAAGCAGACAUAAAUAAACUCACAGAAUCAA